AAUAAUAAUAGUUGAGAGUAACAGAACCCAAGAGAAACAAGUGAUGCACAGUACAAUUGCUCACCACAUGCUGCCUGAUACCCAGCCUGUCCCAGAAUGUGCUGGGCCCCCUUACAAAUAACUUCCCCAGCUUAUAUACUGGACAUUCUGUGGUAUGAAAUAUCCCUUUGUCCACCUGUCCUGGCCAUGCUCCCUCCCAGCUUUUGUGCACCUCCUCACUGGCAGAGUAUGAGACACUGAAAAGUCCUCAACUUAGGGUGAAUGCUACUUAGCAAAAACAAAAAAGUCUAUCACACGAGUCAUGGUUUUGCUUAUCAUUGCAAGUGUAACUGGACCUUGAAUGCCUGUCUCCCACCUCUGAGGCAGGUGUUCCAACACUGAGUUUAGCGCUAAACAUUAAUAUAUUGUAGCAGUCAGAAAUCUGGUGCCCAGGUUGUCUCUCCCUAUUAAAUUCAGGAAUCCAGAAGUGCAGAUAAUCUUGGAACGAAUGCAGUCAAAAACAUCUGUUAUGUUUACUGCAAUACCAAACAAAUAAAAUGGUAGUGUAACAUUGAAGACCAGGUAGAUGUGGCUGUCCUCAUAGUGCCAAGCAGUCAGGUGGUUCAACUGACAUUGUUCCCUGUCAUCAUUGUCUGUAUUGACACACUGGUAGCAUGGGCUGAAAUAGAUAAUGAUAACAUUUUCCUUGCUAUUUCCCAAUAAUCUAUUGGUUCAAUAAACCCUGAGGUACAAAGUCCCAGGUUCAAGUGGCUCCUCUGUUAUACAGUAAGUUGAACUUCUUUGCCCUUUAUUGCUAGGUAAUUAUCUGUUCUGUAGAGUUCUCAGGAAAUCUCUCAAAUCCUCAAACCAAACACCUUCUACAGGAUCUAGUUAAGUAUUUCUUGCCCCAGCAGCAGCACGGUGCUUCUAUGCACCGUUUGUGUUUCUGAAUAUAGAUCACUUUAUUGCACCGCAGGGUAACUCGGUGUUGGCAUGGAUGCUCUCUGUCCUACUUGCCCAGCUUUGUAUUGGGCUUUUGUUCCAGCACGAUCCGAUCUGUUUUUCAGUUUGCUGUGAGGACAGUUUAAUAUAUGACCAGAUAUAUGACCUGCUGGGAACAGGUCAUAUAUCUCCCUUCUUCUCUCCUACGCCUACCCCAGACAACUAUGGCCUAUUCCUUAACCUUCCUACGGAAACCAGCUCCAGCCUGGGGAGCAGGGCAGGGCCAGGUUCAGAUGCCGCGCAGGGGCCAGGGAAGGUGCGGGGGCAGGAAGACGCUGUGCUGGGCUCCCCGGGCCCGCUGCUCUUCCGCCGCUGCGGUGAGCGCCGGUGGCUGCCCCGGGCGCCGGUGGGAGCAGCCCCGUCCCGCGGGGACUACAACUCCCAGCGCUCCGCGGCGCGGCCCGGCGGCGGCCGAGGAGGUGAGAGCGGCUGUCCCGGGAGCCGAGUUCUCCUUCAGGGCGCAGCAUGAACGGCAGCGUGGCGAGUGGCGGCUACUCCGAGGAGAUCAUCAGCCUUACCCGCAGACCCUCAGGGUUGGGCUUCAACAUUGUUGGUGGGACAGAUCAGCAGUAUAUUGCCAAUGACAACAGCAUCUAUGUCAGCUGGAUCAAAAAGGAUGGGGCAGCUUACCUUGAUGGCCGAUUACAAGAAGGAGAUAAAAUUUUAGCGAUCAAUGGCAAAGACUUGAAGGAUUUGCGGCACAAGGAUGCUGUGGAACUGUUCAGGAAUGCAGGCUAUGACGUGUCUCUGAAAAUUCAGCGCAGGUUGCAGCCACAGAAUGGCCCUGUGGGUCAUGGAAGAGAUGGAGAAUCAGGUGGGCUUCCUCUGGCAGCCAUUCUUGUGCCAGGCCUGGCACUUGCUGCGACAGCAGUCUGGAUCUUGCUGAGGUAUCGACAGCGGAUGUGAAGAGUUCACGUCUGGGAUAUCACUGCGUAUUUUACACAGCUAUGAUGCAAUUUAAAGAUAGAGAAUCAACAAUCUUGUCACAGACUGAUGCCAAAAAGGAUCAUUGCCUAUCAUCAAAGUUGCUGCUGAUGUUCGUAUAUAUUGAUUUUGUUGUAGGGUGAAUAGAAGCAGAGAGAAAAAAGGGAAGGGAGAGGAUUGUGUUUAUGUAAAGAGUGGGAUAGCUGUAUUUUUGGACAAAUCUGAGGAGGUUUUGCCAUCCUCCUCUAGUUUGCACCAUGAACUUUGAAACACACUCAUCUAUUCCACAUUUUAAGGUUUAACUUUUGGUUAAAGGGAGUGGGAGUUGGGGUGGUUUUAAAUCAAAAACAUUUUCUAGAGGUUUUGCCUUUUUUCUUGAAUCUAAUGAAUUCUGUCUGACCCAUGAAUAAAGAGGAGCAAUGCAAAGGGUAUAUUAUUUUUCCCAUUGAAGUUUUGUUGGUUGUUGCUAAAUAAAUGCCUUAAAUGUGUAAAAUCUGA
Molecule: messenger RNA, 2403 nt
Organism: Vidua macroura (Pin-tailed whydah)
Lineage: Eukaryota; Metazoa; Chordata; Aves; Passeriformes; Viduidae
Gene: SYNJ2BP
Product: synaptojanin 2 binding protein
Exons: 4
Coding region: 1447-1887 (146 amino acids)
Molecular function (GO): protein binding
Source: RefSeq, a predicted model, not a curated record